AGCGCUGUUUACAUCCGCAAACUGCAGCGCAUCGGCUCGACGCGGCGCUCAGCUGGGAUCAGCCUCUUCCUGGUCACAGCGCCGGACAAACGCCAGGAGAGAGGAGUCCACCUGCAGGACGCAGGAGCGUCUGGAAGCAGCUUUCUGAUGAAGCUCCUGGAUAAACUCAUGCGCUUUUCCGUUUCUCUGCUUCAAACGGUUAAAAGUUAAACAGGGAAGGAGGCGCAAAGAUGGAGCCGGACCCCGAAGGUCCGUUUCAGCGGGCGGAGAGGACGCUGGUCUCAGUCUGGUGUUACAUAACCGAAGCUGUGAGCAGAUUCCUGAGGCCACAAACAGUUGAAGCCACCGAUAAUAACCCAACGUCCUCAGAUGAACCUGGAGUCGACGGCGAGCCUGCUGACGGUAGCCUAAAAGAUGAUGACGCCAGAGGGGUAGAAGUCGGCGAGGAAGCGUCUCUUUCGACUGUUUCUCUUGUUAGCUUGUCUUCCCCAGUUGUUGCCUGGGAGCGCUGCACUGCAGACAUUGACUUGAAGCCCAAAGAAGAAGAUCAUGAGAACAAAGAGGACCUAAUAGAGGAACAGAUCGGUAAAACAGGAAAUGACUUUGCAGGCCAGCUGGUCACAGAAAGUGCAAAGGUACAUCAAGGCAGUCAAGAUAAAACUGAUAUUGAAAAAUGUGACACUUGUGAGGAAAGUCUGGCUCCUGAAAACGAUGGACAGCGUGCAACUGGUGGAUCUGGGCAUGAAUGGGUUAAGGAGGGAGUGUUUGAGGACAUGGAUUCAAGAGAAAUAAGACCGCGUGAUCAUCAGAAAGUGCUGGAAACCUUGGCGGACAUUGAGGAAGAAGCUGAAGAAAAGUCAGAGGAGAAAAGCAAUGAAAAGACAGGAGAUCAAAAGGUCAACAAAGCUUCUGCAGCAAUUCUAGGAGAUGCAAACAUCAGUGAGGAUGCAUCACAGCUGAGCUCUGGUAAUGAAAACUUCUCAGAUGAGAAAACUAAAGAUGUAGAAACUCAGCUUAGACAGUUAUCAGAGGAUGAGAAGGUCCAGAUGAGUGUCUCUGAAGAAGCUGCAACAGCAGAAGAGUCAGAACAGGUCAAGAGCGGACGGACGACCGAAGAUAUUUUAACUCAAAGUGGCACAAGUAGCAAAGAUGUGCAAGAAACAGAGCCAGACACGACCGAGUUUACAAUUAGAGAAGAGGAUGUGCUGGUCACCAGUAUGCAAACUGCAGAGGAAGAUGUGACCAUGGAGGAAAUAUCAGCAGAUCUUGAUUAUGAGAUGGCAGAAGGCAAAAAUCUCUCAGCUGAAAAUGAAAACUCAGCAGAGCAAACGCAACAAGUAGAAACUCAGCAACUGGUCUGCAAAGAGUUGUCAGGUGUGGCAGAAGAUGAGAGGGUUGAGGAGGAAAAGGAUGAUAAGUCUGCAACACAUGAAGAGUCAGAGGACAGGAAGAGUAGCAGAGGAGAUGAAGAUGUCCAACAAGAGGAAAAUAUUUUAAACCAAAGUGCCACAAGCAGCGAGGACGAUCAAGACACAGGAGAGGAGCAGUUCAACCAAACAGACAGCGACCAAUCCUCUGAUGAAGCCAAAGAAGACGUGGAGGAAGAGUGCAGUGAAAUCCAGGAAGAUGAUGCAGAGGAAACUGAAAAAGACUUUGAGGAAAAGAGUGAAGUGCCUGGAAACGACGAAGAGGAAGCAACUGUUGGAUCUGAACAUGUGCAGUUAAAGCAGGAGGUGACAGACGGGAUUGAGUCAAGUGAAGAAGAGGAGCAUGUGAGACUGGAUGAUCGCUGGAAAGUGUUGGAAACCUUGGCGGACAUUGUGGAAGAUGAUGAAGAAGAAGCUGAAGAAGACUCUGAGGAGGAAAGCAAGAUGCAUGAAAGCACCCCAACAAAGGAGGAAGAGUGCAGCAAUGAAAAGACAGAAGAAGAAAUGGACAAUAAAGCUUCUGCAGCAAUGCUGGAAGAUGCAAACCUCAGUGAAGAUGCAUCACAGCUGAACUUCUCAGACCAGAAAACUAAAGUAGAAACUCUUCUCCCUGUCUGCAAAGAUGAGCUAACUGAUAUCAACGUUCAGAUGACUGUUUUUGGAAAUGAAGAUUUAAAUCAGACAACAGAUGAAGAGUUAGAAGAGGGCAAGAACAGAAGGACAAUAGAAGAGGAGGAAGAUGUCACCAUUUUGCAAACUGUAGAGGAAGAUGUGACCGUGGAGGAAAUAUCAACAGAUCUUGAUUAUGAGAUGGCAGAAGGCAAGAAUCUCUCAGCUGAAAGUGAAAACUCAGCAGAGCAAACACAACAAGUGGAAACUCAGCAACUGGUCUGCAAAGAGUUGUCAGGUGUAGCAGAAGAUGAGAGGGUUGAGGAGGAAAAGGAUGAUAAGUCUGCAACACAUGAAGAGUCAGAGGACAGGAAGAGUAGCAGAGGAGAUGAAGAUGUCCAACAAGAGGAAAAUGUUUUAAACCAAAGUGUCACAAGCAGCGAGGACGAUCAGGGACAGUUUAUCCUAAAAGGAAACAACUCUGCAGAACAGCUGAUUAAUGAAAACAUGACUGAACAUCAACUUGGACUAGAGAAAAAGUUGCACACUUCUUCAGGAACAGAAGUGAUUAAAAAUAAAGAAAAUACAGCCAAUGAGGCAAAUUAUGAAGAGCUGGAAAAAAGAGGUGAUGGAGAUGUUGUUGGGGAAGAGUCUGUGAGCAGAAAGAGAGUAGACGAGGUCGCAAAAGUGGAUGAAGUUAAAGAAGAGUUGGAGGAAGAGAGCGAUGAAAUCCAGACGGAUGAUAGAGAAAAAAAUGAAGAAGAGAUCGAGGAAGAAAGUGAGGCAGAACAAUUUACCGCUGAUGGAGACACAGGAGAACAAAGGGAGGGUGACAAUACAGCUGCAAACCAACAGACAACAGAAGAGUCAGAAAACGAUAAGGGCAGAAGAACAAAUGAAGAGGAAAAUAUUUCCACCCAAAGGGUCACAAGCAGCGAGAUUGAUCAGAGGACAGAAGAGGAACAGUUUAGCCAAACAGGAAACGACUCUGGAGAUCAGCUGAUCACUGAAGACAUGACGACACACCAACUUGGAGUAGAGACAACCGAGAUCCAAAACUUUCACACUUGUGAAGAAAUAGGAAGGGUUGAAAACAAAGGCUUUCAGGAAGAGAGAGAUGAAAUACAGGAAGACAAUCGAGAUGAAGACUUUAUGAAAGAAGAGAAAGAAGAGCAAAAGGAAGGCGAGGCUGGUCCAGUGAUCCUAGGAGAUGCUAACAUCUGUGAAGAUGCAUCACAGCUGAAAUCUGAAAAUGAAAACUCAGCAAAGAGAACAGAACAAGUGGAAACUCAACACUUUGUUUGCGAAGAGUUGUCUGGUGUGGUUGAGGAGGAAGAGUCUGUCACAUGUGAAGAGGCAGAGCAGGACAAGGGUAGAGAAGUUGAAGAUGUCAGACAAGAUAAAAAUAUUUUAAACCAAAGUGCCACAAGCAGCGAGGACGAUCAAGACACAGGAGAGGAGCAGUUCAACCAAACAGACAGCGACCAAUCCUCUGAUGAAGCCAAAGAAGACGUGGAGGAAGAGUGCAGUGAAAUCCAGGAAGAUGAUGCAGAGGAAACUGAAAAAGACUUUGAGGAAAAGAGUGAAGUGCCUGGAAACGACAAAGAGGAAGCAACUGUUGGAUCUGAACAUGUGCAGUUAAAGCAGGAGGUGACAGACGGGAUUGAAUCAAGUGAAGAAGAGGAGCAUGUGAGACUGGAUGAUCGUUGGAAAGUGUUGGAAACCUUGGCGGACAUUGUGGAAGAUGAUGAAGAAGAAGCUGAAGAAGACUCUGAGGAGGAAAGCAAGAUGCAAGAAAGCACCCAAACAAAGGAGGAAGAGUGCAGCAAUGAAAAGACAGAAGAAGAAAUGGACAAUAAAGCUUCUGCAGCAAUGCUGGAAGAUGCAAACCUCAGUGAAGAUGCAUCACAGCUGAACUUCUCAGACCAGAAAACUAAAGUAGAAACUCUUCUCCCUGUCUGCAAAGAUGAGCUAACUGAUAUCAACGUUCAGAUGACUGUUUUUGGAAAUGAAGAUUUAAAUCAGACAACAGAUGAAGAGUUAGAAGAGGACAAGAACAGAAGGACAAUAGAAGAGGAAAAAAAUGAGUUUACAUUUAAAGAGGACAAUGUCACCAUUAUGCAAACUGCAGAGGAAGAUGUGACCAUGGAGAAAAUAUCAGCAGAUGUUGAGGAGAGGCUUUCUGACAAAGAGAUCUGUAUGAAAAGAGUUUGCACAACCGCUCCACUUACUGUAAAAGCUGGAGGCGAGUCUGAACGGGAAAUAAACAUUGGCUUUAGCGAAAUUCCCUCGGGGGUAAUUGAAGGCCAGGCUGGCCUGUCUCACGAGCUCAACACCAAGGCGUGUGAGGAAACUCCAGAGGCAGUUCCUGAGCACAACAAUGAACUCGACUCAGAUGAAAAUACCACACAAAGGUUCUUCGAGGGAGGAAAUUCAGAGGAAAUUCAGAUCAUUCACUUACCAGAAGAGGUGGAGGUCUUUAAAAGCUCCGAAGCAGGAGGAGGUGAAUAUUCACUGAUGAGCGAAGGCAGCACAGAGGAAAGCAAGAAGGAGUUGCAGGUUGGAACGCUUCAAUUUGCAGAAGAUACAGAGAAGCCAAAAAGCGACAACGUAAAUCUGGAAUUAGAUCAUUUUUCAAAGGAAGAAAAGGUCGAGUUACUGGAUACUUCAAUGAAGACAGAGAUCAAACAAUCAGAUGAGGAAUUUGAGACUGAACUGGAGGAUGAGGACGAAACAGCUGAACGGGAAACAAACAGGCUGCCCCGAGAUGUCUGUGAGAAAAGAAACGCUGUAGCAGCUGAUGAAGGAGUUGACUCUGCAGAUGAAACUCCUGAAUCCCCCAAGAGUGAAGAAGGGAAGAUGACACAGAUAAGUCUUGGUCCAGAACUUGUACAAGCUUUUAGAUUGGAGGAUGACCGUGAGAUCAAGCCUCAAUUAUUUGAUGAAAGUGCCACUGAACUUCCGCAGGUGAGGUUUAACACUGAAGAACAAGAGUACGUUGACGAAGGUCAGCCGGAGCAUGAAGUCCUGGAUUUAAAUGAGAUUACGACUCUUCACUUAGUGGGGACAGCAUCUGAUCUGAUCACAGGACAAUCAGCCUUAUCUCAAUGUCAGAUAACCACAGACACAGAAACAGCUGAUGAAUCUAAGGCGACCCUUGGUGAAAUUACAAAUGAGCCGCAACAAACGGAGAAACACUCAGAAGAUCCAGCUGAAGAACAUCAAGAUGGGAUUGAUGAAGAAAUCCUUGAUUUGUGGAUCGAGACAGCGAUGUCAAAGGACACUGGUGGUAUUAAAGAAGACCAACUGAAAGAGGAACCAGGCGAAACAUCAUCAGAGGAGAAGAGAGAGGGAGUAAUGGAGGCAAUUUCAGAAGAAACAGAAACUUCUUUUACCACACUGGACUCUGGGUUUUUGGACCAGACCUUCAGUGAGACUCAGAUAAUUAAAUCAGGAGACAGUGGAGUACUUCCCAACAAAAAUGACAAUUCAGAAGACACCUGUGAAGUUCUUACGUCUAACUCUGAAUCUGCAUUGAUCGAAGAAAUGGUUGAAACUCUUCACCCUUACCCGAUAGCGGAGGGAGCGUCCGGUGAGAUCGGAUCCUGCCCCGAUUCAGGAGUUUCAUCACCAGAACCAAAACAUCCAAAUCAGGAAGGAGGUACAGCUGAAGAGAAGCAAGAUGAACCUAAACCAGAGACAGACGCAGUGAGUGGAGCCGAUGAAGAAGCAGAUGUUACGUCACUGACAGAAGCAACAGAGUCUGACAUCUCCAAGGAAAGAGUUUUGACUGAAUCGCCUUCUGGAGGUGAACCUCAAAAUGAACCUGAGGAAAAACCUCCAGAAGAUCUCAGCGAAUCAUUUCCAGCCCCAAGCAGGACUGAGCUGGAAGAAGAUUGGAGCGAGGUUGAUGCUGCCAUGCUUGAUUUUGCAGUGCAAAAGUCUCGCAUUGCGGUGAAAAACCCUCGUGCUAGGCCCCCAACAGACCCCCGCUCCUUAAUCCAUAAACCGUCUGUGGAUCCAACUCCCUCCCUGCCGGUGCCUGGUAAAGUUCCUGUGGGUGUGCCGUUAGGCGGCUUGGGGAUUGGGAUCAAACUGCCUGGGAUUGGAGCAGGUUUUCCUGUUUUAAAGAAGACACAACGGCCCCCAAGACACGAAGCGGAAACACAAUCACAGGAAUCUGAGGAGAAAAAGGAAGAGGAAGAGAAGAGUGAUGCUGCCAAAACGGAUGAAGCACCAAAGAGACCCAAAUGGAUGCCACCUGCACAACCAGGAUUUGGAAAUCCACUCAUGUCUGAACUCAAGACCAAGCUGAAGAAAACUCCCAAAGAGUGAAAACAAUAUUCCGAAUGCUUUCUGUGAAUAGCUCAAUAUGUUAUAAAUAUUGCUCUGUUUUUGUCUUUCAUCAAGCUAAAAGCAUUGAUGAGAUUUUCAUGCUACAUACUUUUCUUUGGUAAUAAAGCAAAACCAAAUACAAA
Xiphophorus couchianus (Monterrey platyfish) is the source of this 6514-nucleotide messenger RNA. Its product is annotated as dentin sialophosphoprotein. NCBI's taxonomy places the organism in Eukaryota, Metazoa, Chordata, Actinopteri, Cyprinodontiformes, Poeciliidae. The coding region runs from base 231 to 6371 and encodes 2046 amino acids. The record is from RefSeq and is a predicted model, not a curated record. The transcript has 6 exons.